Messenger RNA from Gigantopelta aegis, 6850 nucleotides. Its product is annotated as dnaJ homolog subfamily C member 7-like. Gene Ontology annotation, molecular function: protein binding. NCBI's taxonomy places the organism in Eukaryota, Metazoa, Mollusca, Gastropoda, Neomphalida, Peltospiridae. The record is from RefSeq and is a predicted model, not a curated record. The transcript is spliced from 13 exons. Bases 39 to 1613 code for a protein of 524 amino acids.
UUCCCGUUGUUGGCCAUUACUGGACGGCAAACAUCAUCAUGUCUGAAAAUAAUCAAAAUAUGACCGAAGUAGAGGAACAAAACAUGGAAGACGAUGAGGAAUUUGAACAACCAGCCGAAGAAUUAACACCAGAAGAGCUAUGUGUAAAAGCAGAACAAUUCAAGGAGGAAGGAAAUACUUUUUACAAAGCAAAGAAUUACCAGCAGGCCCUCGUGUGUUACAACAAUGCUAUAAAUCUGUGUCCGACGUGUGCGGCGUAUUACGGAAACCGCGCGGCCACGUACAUCAUGCUGAACAGAUUCCGAGAGGCGUUGGAGGAUGCACAGCAGUCUGUCAGACUUGACAGCGGCUUCGUCAAGGGUUAUUUAAGAGAAGGUAAAUGUCAUCUGGCACUGGGAAACUCGAUGGCUGCAAUCCGGAGUUACGAACAAGCACUUGAUUUAGAACCCAACAAUUCGGUGGCAAAAAAUGAAUUAAAGGCAGCUCAAUGUAUAAGUGAUUACGAAGCAAAAGGUGAAGCCGUUUUCUCCAGCGGAGACUACAGAACAUGUGUAUAUUACAUGGACCGGUGUCUAGACAAGUACCCGACGUGUUUGCGGUACAAACUAAUCAAAGCAGAGUGUUUGGCGUUACUCGGAAGGUGUCAGGAAGCCCAGGAAUUAGCUAAUGGGAUUCUCGCUCUAGAUAGGAUGAAUGCCGAAGCUUUGUUUGUCCGUGGUUUGUGUCUCUAUUACCAAGACAAUGCAGAAAAGGCCUUUCAACAUUUCCAACAAGUUUUACGUCUACACCCAGACCAUCCGAAAGCUAGGGAAGUUUACAGGAAAGCGAAAUCUUUGAUAGCGAAGAAAGAAGAAGGGAAUAAAGCGUUCAGAUCUGGGAGACUGCAGGAGGCAUAUGACUUGUACACAGCUGCUUUGUCAAUAGACCCGAACAACAAACUAACCAACUCAAAAUUGUACUUUAAUAGAGCAACAGUUACUUCCAAAUUGAACAACAUAGAACAAUCUAUAAAGGAUUGCUCCACAGCUAUUGAACUUGACAACACUUACCAGAAAGCCUAUCUACGUCGAGCCAAAUGUUACAUGGAUACCGAACAGUACGAGGAAGCAGUUCGAGAUUAUGAAAAGGUUUUCACAAUAGACAAGUCUAGAGAAAAUAAACGACUGGUGCAGGACGCUAAGCGUGAACUUAAGAAGAGUAAACGGAAGGACUACUACAAGAUACUGGGAGUUCCAAAGAACGCCACCGAGGAUGAGAUGAAGAAAGCGUACAAAAAGAGGGCACUCGUACACCAUCCCGACCGCCACUCGCACGACACCCCGGAGGUGCAGAAGGAGGAGGAGAAGAAGUUCAAGGAGGUGGGCGAGGCGUAUGGUAUUCUCACUGACAGCAAGAAGCGGGCGCGCUACGACAAUGGGGAGGACCUAGACGACGUGGAUAGCGGGGGAUUCGCAGAUAUUGAUCCGAAUCAGAUCUUUCAGGCUUUCUUUGGCGGCGGGGCAGGACCAGGAGGACCAGGCUUUCAACACUUUUCUUUCGGAGGUCACCCAGGAUUUGCCGGCCAACACGGUCACGGCGGGGGUCAUCCGGGAUAUACUUUUAAUUUCGGCUAGCACGACGUUUAUCGGUCAGUGGGGGUGGAAAAACCUUAGUACUGUAAUAUGUGACAGAGGGAGAACGGUACACAAAACACUGUGUUUUCAGUUUGGAAUGUGUCGGUGAAAACACAAUUAACCACUUUUAAAACUAAUGUGUACUUGAUACUCGAGAGAUAAUUUUUUAAUUUUUUUUAAUGUUACUUUGUUUUUGCAUCAUUUGGUUCCCAUGGUAAUAAAACUGGGAGCUGAAAAAUGCAAAAUAUUUUUACUAACUUUUCUUCCCUAUUCCUUUUUAAUUUGGUAAUAUAUAUAAAAAAAAAUUAUCCUUCCGACUAUAAACUACUUAAAAAUAUAUUCUCCACAACAUGUAUAAAAGUUUUGACAUUUUCUAACACUUUCAGUAUUCAGAAAUGCAUCAGUUUACAAAACAAAUUUAACGCUCUUGGUGUACAAUGUAUAUAAUAUCAAAAAUAUAUUUAUCUCUAAUUUUUAUACAAUUCUCUUUUGUUAUAUGUUUUGUAAUAUUUAAAAUGAAGGUUUUAAUUGCAAAAUGUGCCGUUUGUCAUGUUGUGAAGUAUACAAAUGUAUUUUUUGUUAAUUAUUAUGAUUUUUUUUUGAAGUGUGCCAAGAAUUCCAUUAACUUGUUACUCCUUAUUCAGGAAUGCAAAUACAGGGUACAGCUCAUGUUACAUUUAGCUUCUCGUGAAAUCCUCCAAAGUCCCCCAAGUGAUUUUGCUUUGAUGUAGCUAAAGGCAGCAAGUAGUUGUCCCUAAGCAAUGGUCUCUGAAUAACAGUUUCUGGGCUCAGUAUGUAAGGAUGGGUUUUCUGAUUCCACCCUCUCGAUUAUCAAUUGGACCUUCCCUUUCAAAAAAAAAAAAAGUCAAGCGAAUGAUGAAUCGUUUCACUCACUAGGUCAUGGUGAAUGCAGCCAUAUGAAUUCACGACUGCAAUUAACAGUGCUGCGGCAAAUAGCUGUUGUCAACUGGAUCUGCAAUGGCAUUUUUAUUAUCCGUCAUCUGAUAUUUACUUUAUUAUUUGAUGAUCUGAAUUUCAAUGGAUCCGAGUGAAUGGUGAAUGAUAGAUUUAAGGUGUACUAAAUACUUCGGCUGGGUGGGGCGAAAGCAGCCUUUUACGGGAGAUUUGGGAUUAGCAUAGAUUUUGGUGCACAAUUAUGCAUGCUCCUAAAAUGCAGUUAAGGCAUACAUGUGUGAUCAUGCCUCUCAAAUGUGAUGGUAAGCUUUAGCGAGCAUGCUAAUAUUGAUAUUUAUUGAGACAAGUGUUGGAAACAUCUACAAACGGAUUACUAUGAACAUUUUGUAGUGCAGCCAUGGUUUUCUAACAAUUGUGUAUGGUUUUCCAAUAAUUGUGUAUGGUUUACCGAUUAUUGUGUAAUGUAAAGUUGAGUUGGUUUUCUGCUAAUCUUUGGUGUGCCAUUACGUCGCCAGCUUUUAUAGCUGAUUGCUGUUGCAUGUAUCAUUUAACAUUAUUACAGGGAGAAAUCACCUUCAACCUCAAUGACUCCAAAUUAAAAGGUAGAUGAUUGUCAUUAAACAGGUAUGGAACUUGGGGAUAGUUUUUUUACGAUAUCCCCCAGAAUGGUAAAAUGAUGCAAUACAGAUAUUUUAGGAUCCAUCUCAUAAUUUUACACUACUGACACAAAAUUAGGGAUUCACUGAAGCGUGGAAUCCUGCGAAAUUCAAAGCCUGAUUAAACCGGUAGAUGAAUCUUGUUAUAUGUAAUUUACUAAAGAGUAGGUUGCUGUUUGUCGACCGACAGUUCUCAGAAUAGACAUUCGUCAUGGCAGUUACUCUUAAGAACUUUGCACCUGCUGGUUUAUUGCAUUAACCUGCGACUAAGAACAGUUUAUGAUUUAUGAUUUAAAAUCAGCUUGUACCCUCCCAUUCAUCGGUAAAUGUGAUGUGGCUCAGUGGUAAAGUACGCACCCGAGGUGCGAUAGGUCGCAGGGUCGAUUGACAGUGAUGGACUUUGGGUUAUUUUACCAUCCAAACAAGUGCUCCACUACUGGUACAUCAAAGGCUGUGGUAUGUACUGUCCCUUCUCUCACAACAUACCAAGUAUUAAAAAAUACAUGUUGACACCUUAUAACAUUAUACUGUUUGAAAUGUGCUGAGGUGUCAUUAAACAAAUAUUCCUUUCCUUGCCUCCACUUAAUGAUGACCAACUCUUAACGUGUAACAUACCAAGACUGUACAAUAAACGAGAAAACUCUGAAUGUCUUUUAUGCACGUGAUUAUGUUAUGUUACUCAGGGUUGGAAGAUUGUGGUCAAAACGAGUAUAAUACGUUUUGUCACAAGAGUGAAUUUCGUGGGAUAGAUUUUGACCUAGGUUUGGUGUUCAUAGAGUUUUCACCGAUAAUAAUCACCGUCGUAGAGGACGGUCCUCAUUUUGUAAAUAGAAUUUAGGUUCAUUUUUAAAACAUACAUAGACAUCAUUGUACAUAUAUUUAUACAUUGGGCCGAAUUUACGAAGCCCGUUUUUCUUAAACGCAGGUGUUCAAGCAUUGUAGUUACACGCGUGUGGGACAUAAACAGGUGUUUAAGCAUUGUAAAUGAAUGUAGUUACACACACACAUACGGGCUGUGUAAAUUCGGCCCAUUAUGUUCAGUUGUACAAAAGUUCAUCAUAUUUUAAACUGACAAUGACAGUGCAAGGUUUACCGAAAUUAUUUAAGGUGGUCAGCUAAGCUUAUAUCAAAUAGAAUUUGUUGAAGAUGUAUAUAUGGGCCACUGCAUUGUUGUGAUUUCUUUCUUUCUUUUUUUUUCUCUUCAUGAAAAAAAACAUAUUACUCGAGAUCCUUAACAAAUUUCCAAUCUGAAAUGGUUACCUAACUUUGUUGUCUCGUACUUGUUUGAAGUAAUGCAGGUGAGAUAUACAUAUUACUUGUCCGACGCAGGCAGCGACAACGUUGACAUUUGCGUUAAAGUUUAACAUUGAAGUUUUGCCUUUACAUCAGUUUCUCACCAACUAUAAGUCUUAGGUCAGUGAAACUUGGUUUAUAGUUGCACCUGUGGACAUUCAUCACGGUGCACCAAAAACAUUUCUGGUAGGCGAGACAUUUAAUUCUGUGGAAUUCUUGUCGAGAAAAACACGUUCCUCAAGGUCCGUAACAAACUUCCAAUCUCGAAUGGUUACCCUGCCUUGGGUGUGCAGAAAUGGGCAGACAUUCACAGCCCUGUGGUCCGUGAUUGUAUCUUUCAUUUGACGGGGCUGGACUUAGCGCAGUGGUAAAGCGCUUGCCUGAUGUGCAGUUGAUCAAGGAUCGAUCCCUGUCAGUGGACACAUUGGACUAUUUCUUGUUCCAGCCAGUGCACCACGACUGGUAUGUUAAACGCUGAGGUAUGUGCUAUGCUUUCAGUGGGAUGGCGCAUAUAAAAUAUCCCUUGCUUCUAAUGGAAUAAAUAUUGCAGGUUUUCUCUAUAAGAUUGUGUAUCAUAAUUGCCCUGUGUUUGUCAUCUAAUAUACGGGUGAUUAAUAAAUCAAUGUGCUCUAGUGGUGGCGUUCAGCAAAACAAACUUAUAUUUGUCUCUACAACUAACCACUAACCCACUGUCCUGGACCGACAGUCCAGAUAGCUGACGCGUGUGCCCAGAACAGCAUGCUUGAACAUUAAACUGGAUAUAAGCCCAACAGACAGUUGAAAUGAAUAAUGUAACAACUUGCAGUGAACGUGUAUCAGUCCAGAUAGGUCUGGUGUAAAAAUAAAAUAAAAUUAAAAGCUAAGAUUUUAAUAAUUGUUAAAAUCAAUCAGUUUUAAAUGUAAGUUCAAGAUUUCUUUAUUUUAUUUUUUAUUGGCGGUUCAUUUCUAGUAAAAUAUUCUUGACUGCCAAACACAAAAUUUAGGAUCUAACAUGAAUUUACAAAUAUUAACGUAGGUUACAUCAGUGGCAUGUUCCACAAACCAAUGAAACCAUAUCUUUAUUUAAGUGUUUGACAAAUGUUUGAGAAAGACACAAGCCCUCGCAGAAGCAUUGGCUAAUGGCCUAUGUAUUACAGUGGAUAAUUUUCACUAGCCAGGACCGAGGGCUUGUGGAUUUGUCAAACUAUUUUUAUUUUAAUUGGUCAUUAAUGUAAUUAUAGUAAAUAGUUUGUGUAUGUAUUGCAAAUAUUGUUUAAACCAUUAACACAUCGAAGUAAGAGUAAGGUUGUGCUCUCUCUCUCUCUCUCUCUCUCUCUCUCCCCCCCCCCCCCCCCCCCCCCCCCCCCCCACACGCCUUCCCUGAUUUCACCAGUGGAAUGUGUAAAGGCAGACCGAAAUAAGUGUAAGAUUAUAUACCCCCUUUACACCAGUGGGAUAUGUAGAAACGGACAGAAUGAAGCUGGAUGUACAGUGUUCAAGCUGACAUUGUUGUAACCAAAUUAGCACAAACAUUCGUUUUAGUCCCCCGUCGGUCCAACCAGAGGGGACUAUAGGUUUCAUCUCCACCCUUCUGUCCAUCCAUCUGUCCGUCAGUCCUACAUGUAGUUUUCCCCCGACAUUUAACAGAAACAAAAAAAUAUAUACAAUGCCUCAAGAUUUUCAGUUGAAAUUUUGUGUAUAGCUUUAUCAUUUACCAGUACAGAUGAAGUUCGAGUUUCUUGGCGAUUUAGCCAUUUUUCACCAAGUUAUGAACCUUGAAAGUAGGAUAUUUGAACAUUUGUUUGGCCUGGUAGGGGACAUGUAUUGCUUUAGCAGUACUGUUGAAAUGCCUGUUAAAUAUUAAAUUGAAUGUAUAGUUCUUAACGUUUGCUAGUGAUAUGCCAAAUACAUGUCACGAUAAGCAAUUUGACCGCAUCUUAAAUUUGUGCGACAUGAUGCAGUGAGACUAUGCAGUUUGCAUGCAUCACCAUAGUAACGUGUGAAUAAUGUUGCUUUAGUUUGACGUAUUGUUUUCCAAAUAUCCAUAGCAAAAGUUGAGUAGUGUAUUUAAUUUAUUUUAUCCUGCAACCAUUGUUUGUAUUGACCGAAUAUGAUGACUAAUUAAAACAGUCGUAAACGUAUACUAGCAGAUUAUGACUUGACGUCACUCAUGUCACUGCAAAAUCGCUCAUUUGACCUCUAGGUCAUCGUACAAUGUAGCUGAAAUAAUAGCUUUUCUUCUUAAUUUUUAGGGACUGCGGGGUAAAGUACAGUUUGUUUUGUUGUAUGAUACCACUAGAGCACAUUGAUUUUUUAAUCAUCGGCUAUUGGAUGUCUUAACAUUUGGUCAUUUUUACCUAUAGUCUCAGAAAGAAAAUCCGCUACAUUUUUUAA